Molecule: messenger RNA, 1674 nt
Organism: Centruroides sculpturatus (bark scorpion)
Lineage: Eukaryota; Metazoa; Arthropoda; Arachnida; Scorpiones; Buthidae
Product: mitochondrial coenzyme A transporter SLC25A42-like
Exons: 8
Coding region: 203-1180 (325 amino acids)
Biological process (GO): transmembrane transport
Source: RefSeq, a predicted model, not a curated record
UGAAUAUUAAAAGGAGUGAAAGGUCGGGGUUGGAAUGGAUUAUUUGCCGGAGGAGGAAAGACGAAUUGCACGAGUUUCGUAAAGUUAAUUUAUUAAAUAAUCACCGAAACGUUUGCAGAUUAGAACUUGUAUUCGUUUCUGAAAUGAUUUUUGUAUGCUAUGUUAAACACCAAGAAUCAAUUACCAUGAAAACACAAACAUUAUGAUUGUGGCUUCUGUGGAUCAAAGAAAUCAUUUAUCUGAAAAGACACCAAAUUUAAAUUUUAUCAUGAAUGAAGAAAAGAAAGAUGACAAAAUUACAGAAAAGCAGUUAUCAACUACCAAGAGAGUAUUUUUAUCAAUGACUGCAGGUGCAGUAGCUGGAGCAUUAGCUAAAACUGCAAUUGCUCCAUUAGAUCGCACAAAAAUAAAUUUUCAGAUACAAAAGAUGCAGUUUUCUUUUCGUCAAGCAACAUUAUUUUUAAUCGAUUCUUAUAAAAGCAAUGGAUUUGCUAGUCUUUGGCGUGGUAAUUCGGCUACUAUGGCUCGUAUUAUUCCAUAUGCUGCAAUUCAAUAUUCGGCACAUGAGCAGUGGAAAUGGAUAUUAAAAGUUCACACUAAUGAGGGAAGAAAAGAGAAUCCUGGAAAAACUUUUUUGGCUGGAUCAUUAGCAGGAAUAACUUCGAGUACUUUCACUUAUCCACUGGAUUUGGCUAGAGCAAGAUUAGCAGUAACUCAAAAGGAACAAUAUAACAGUCUGUUUCAAGUCUUUGUUAAAAUCUGGCAACAAGAAGGUCCAAUUCAUUUGUAUCGUGGUUAUGCACCAACAAUUAUAGGUGUUAUACCGUAUGCUGGAACUAGUUUUUUCACUUAUGAAACGUUAAAAAGAUUACAUUCAGAAUAUUCCAAUGGUGCACCACCCAAUCCUUUCUAUCGAAUGAUAUUUGGUGCCAUUGCAGGACUUCUUGGUCAGUCUAGUUCCUAUCCAUUGGAUAUAGUGAGACGACGCAUGCAAACAUCUCAAGUGACUGGAACGCCAUACCGAACAAUAUUGGGAACACUAAAAAGGAUAAUCAGAGAAGAGGGCCUAAUUGGUUUGUAUAAAGGACUCAGUUUGAAUUGGGUUAAAGGUCCAAUAGCAGUUGGCAUUAGUUUCACUACUUUUGAUCUCCUCCUCAAUUUAUUUAAACAAUUAGUAUAAGUAAUGUUUAUUCUAUUUACAAAUAAUGCAAUAAGUAUGUGUAAAUAACCAAUCAAACACUGUACAUAGAAAAUUAUAUAUUGUUUUGAAGUAAAAAUAUGUAUAGAAAGUAUUUUAAUAACUAAAUUGUUAUUGUAAAAAUGUACAAAAAAUAUUUGUUUAUUAUUAACUCAAAACACUGCCAAAAUUAGAUUAUGGUUAUAUUUUAUCCAAAGUAAUAUUUUACUUUGGUAAUAGUUUUACAAUACUAUUUUUGUAAAUAGCAAUUUAAUAAUGUUUGCAAUGUUAAUUUAACAUGUGAUCUUUGAUUAUUAAAAACAAUACAAAAGAGUAAAAUCAUUUUUGAAGUUUUAUUUCUGAUUCUUAGCAAAGCAAUGUACAUAACAGACAACUGUACACAUUUUUUAAUAUAUGGCAGGAAUAACACAUUGCAAUUCAAGGAAAUUGCUAUAUAAAGAUGCAGUUUUGUUUCUUACUACUGAAAAAACAAAAUA